This is a messenger RNA of Cryptococcus amylolentus CBS 6039, 2417 nucleotides long. RefSeq lists its product as hypothetical. Lineage: Eukaryota; Fungi; Basidiomycota; Tremellomycetes; Tremellales; Cryptococcaceae. The transcript is spliced from 11 exons. The record is from RefSeq and is a predicted model, not a curated record. Bases 832 to 2286 code for a protein of 484 amino acids.
CAUGGAUGGAACUCCAAACUAUCUACGUCUACGCCAAGUGAUAAUCCCUCCUCGACCUCCUUGACGACGACGGCGGUUCGGGCGGAGUGUCACGGUGUACGUGCGUCGGUAGAGCACGAUUUUGCCCGGCGCAAGCCCGGCGACUCGCCCUCUCGAUGCCUCAGUUGCCAGAGUACGGGCACGGACUCACUCGAAGCUCAACCGAGGCAGGUGACGACCCCAUGCUGAAACCACUCCCUCCGUUCACGAGUCGAGCAAAAAUCCAUCGAGGCCGUCGACAUCCUGACCUUCGGCAAAAACAGUAGCACGAUCGCCCGUCGUAAUUCACACUUCUCGCUGAGCAUCCGAAAGACGUCCUGACAACCCGUCCUGACAACCCCCGUUCGCUCCGUUAGAGGAAAGGAAGGAGGGGCAUAAUUCUCCUGAAGGCCGUGGCCCGUGGCCCGACAAUCCCGCCCACUUCCACAUCAAUCCUGUUCAAUCCGUCAGGGAUGCGGACAAUUCUCGCGCUUCGCUUCGGUCAACGGUUUCUGUAUGUACUCUUUCGUCGCAUAUUGACUACGCAUCGCAGCUGUAUGUUACAAAUACUCUCCGCGCCCAUCAUCUUGAGCUCAAUCUCCCCUGGUCCCUCAGUGUGCCUAAGCACCUUCCAUACAGUGUUUCAGCUGACUUGGGACUCGUCUUGACGGAUAUAUAAGAGGUCACAAUGCGUCUUUUUCAUUCCCCAAACAACUUCAAGUUUCUUCUCUUUCAACCACUCACAUUCUUUAACAGGCUUGACGCCUUGCACAUUCUUUCUUUACCUAGCUUUCUAUUCGUUUAUCAUCCAACAUGCCUUCUUUCCUCGCAAACAAAGUCGCUCUCGCCACACUUGCCGGGCUCGCUGCACUCCCUUCGGCUUUGGCCCAUGGGCACGUGACUUCUUGGCAGAUCGGUGAUACUACUUACGCUGGUUUCAACCCCUCCAACUCGGCCGAGCUGGGCUCUACCCCCGAGCGAGCCACGACCAACUCUGACCAAGGCCCGGCUGACUACACCACGGAUGUGAUCGCCACGGGUGGCACGGCUACAUCGAGUGACCUUGUCGCGAAUGCUACGGCAGGAGAUACUGUCAUUGUCACAUGGAACACAUGGCCCGAGAGCCACAAGGGUUCUGUCACCCAGUGGAUGGCCCAUUGUCCCGAUGAUCUCUGUGCUGGCACAGCUGGCGCCGACAUGGAUUGGUUCAAGAUCUCCCAGAGCAGCUACGACGAGUCCUCGGACUCUUGGCCCACUGAUUACAUUGCCGAGAACUUGAUUUGGACCUUCACUCUCCCAACCAACUUGGCUGCUGGGCAGUACCUCCUCCGACAUGAGCUCUUGGCAAUGCACAGCACUGGUGCUCCUCAAUUCUAUCCUGUUGCCAUCGAGAUGCAGCUCGAAUCAUCCGGGUCCACCACCCCUUCUCCCACUGGCACCUUCCCCGAUAUGUACGACUCCGAUGACGACAUGGCUCUGACUCAGAACAUCUACGGUGGCUCCGCUCUCAACGCAGAGUUUGUGGUGCCCGGUGUCGCUGUCUAUGAUGGCAGCGACUCGACGGUAUCAAACUGGGAUUCCACUGGCCUCGAGAACAACUCUACCAGCUCCUCUUCCACCACCGCUUCUUCUGCCGUUUCUGCUACCACCUCUUCUGCCGAAGCCUCUGCCGCUACCUCGUCCGCUGAGGUCCUUGUCGCGACUUCCGAUGCCGAGUCUUCCAUCCAGUCAUCUGCCGUCGAAACCUCUGCCGUCGAGACCUCUGCUGUCGAAACCUCUGCCGCCGAAACCUCUGCCGUCGAAACCUCUGCUAUCGAAUCCUCUGCUGUCGAAUCCUCUGCUGUCGAGACCUCUGCUGUCGAGACCUCUGCCGUCGAGACCAGCGCUGCCGCAACUGCCACCAAUGCAGUUAGCGAGACUGCCACUUCCACCUCCGCUUCGGCCUCUGCCACGGGUAGCGGAUCGAGCGGUACCAACUUGCAGACUUACACUGGUGCUAUCGACGGUAUCUCGGCUCCGUCCGUGACUGCCGACGGCGACCAGUACACUUGCGAUGGAAACACUUUCAACAGCGAGUCUGACGCGCUCACCCGUUCUUGCGAGGUACAGAGGAACCAGUGCCUCGACUCUGCCAACAGCAAAGCCAACGACGAGGUCAGCUCUGCCAUGACUGCUUGCGAGACUCAGGCCACAGAAUGCGACUCUUCUAUUUCUUCUGCCCGUCGACGCGACAUGGUCAUCGGACGAUACGCCAGGCGAGCCUUCUAACCAUUGAGCGCCUUCCCCCCGCGCUCUGUUCCAUAGCUUCCUUGUCUUCUCUAUACUAUCUUGUCAGUAAACCCAAAAAAAAAUCCACCAUAUGGCGUUGACCGCCCUAUGCAUAACCUUUUGUAAACGUA